AUGGUCGCCAUCAACUGAUUGCAAGCACGUUUUUAUGCUUUAAAUCAUGGUUUUCCUAACCCCACUAAACCUCAUAAGAUCAAGAGGUCCAGACAAGGCAUGGAGAAAACGGAUGUACCUAAGGAUGUCAUGGAGUUACUAUGGAAGAAAGAGGCACUGUUUUUCUAUUGCUGUUAGAUCAGUAAGGAAAGCUAUGAUGUACUCAACAAAAGCAAAAUAUGAAAAGAAGAAAGCAUUUCAAAAAAUGUGGAGACUGAGGAUAGGAGCUGCUUGUUCAGAACACAACCUGGAUUACUAUACAUUUAUGAGAACACUGGCAGAGUCCAACAUUGCACUUAACAGAAAAGUAUUAGCAGACCUUGCUAUUUAUGAGCCAAGAACAUUUCAGAGCCUCACAAUUUUUGUGAAACAGAGAGCAGAAGAAAUGGGAUUAUCAGAUGCUCUGAAGCAGCCUCCGAAACAUGUGAUGACACGUGCCAUGCUUAAGUUGCCAACGAUUAGCACGUAGGCAGUGUCGUAUAUAUUGUAUGUGUGAUUUUAUAAUUAAACUGUGAAAUUGUGUUACAUAAACAGUGUCUGUGUAAAAUAGAUUUUAUGUCUGGCAUCAUGCAUAGAUCAUGAAAACUAGUUAACCAGACAAAACCCAGUAAUUUAAUUCAGAGCUAUGUGACCUGUGUGACCUAUAGUCUGUUUCUCAAUUGACAACAAGUUACAAUCAUUAAAAAGCAUUAAGUAUACUGUAUUUCGUAAAAUGAAAACAAAAAAUGAAGAGGUGAUACUGUGAUAAUGGAAAUUUAGAAUUUCAAGAGACUGGCAUUUUUGGAUGGAAAAGAAUAAUUCCCUAAUUUAUGUGUUAGCGAAUUUGAGUAUUUCCACCUUAAGCAUUGUCUUUCCAGAGUCUGUGCAAUGAAUUUUAGUUUAUAUUGAAAAAUAUCUUCAUGUGAAAAUGUAUUUUUAGAUAAAUCAGACUUUUCUAAAAUGAAAACCAAAUACAGGGAAGUUCUGAUUCUUUACUAGGAUUUUGUUUUUUGCUAGUUUGUAAAGUAUACAAAGACUGGAUAUGAUCUGCUGUUAACAUGAUCAUUUUCACGGGGAGUUAAUUUCACUAUUUCAAUAGACACAUUGUAUGUAUUGUGAUAUGUACAUGUAUGUAAUAUGUCACAAAUUCAUGCAUGCAUGUAAAAUUUACACUGCCAAAUUACUUUAGCAUAUUUAGUGUGAAUUCCAUGUUAACAAUAGAGACAUGAUGAUCUGCCGACAGGUUAUUAGGUAUGCUGUGAUGGAGAAUGUCGUGAUGGCUACCUGUAACAGGGACAGCAUAUUUCUGUGUGUGAGUGAAGAAUGUAGCCUGUAUUUGAAUUAAAAUGGUGAUUUAUUUCAUCCUUCUUUCAUGAAA
Messenger RNA from Ylistrum balloti, 1396 nucleotides. RefSeq names its product large ribosomal subunit protein bL20m-like. Gene Ontology annotation, cellular component: ribosome. The transcript is spliced from 5 exons. The coding region runs from base 47 to 508 and encodes 153 amino acids. Gene Ontology annotation, molecular function: rRNA binding; structural constituent of ribosome. Lineage: Eukaryota; Metazoa; Mollusca; Bivalvia; Pectinida; Pectinidae. Gene Ontology annotation, biological process: translation; ribosomal large subunit assembly. The record is from RefSeq and is a predicted model, not a curated record.